AUGAAUACCUUUGGCUUCCUGGCGAGUAGCCAUGUCCCUGCCUCGGACCUGAACGCUGGCUUGCAGGACCAACGUGCUGCCCUCGAGUUCCUUCAAGAGAACAUCGCCGCAUUCGGAGGCGAUCCAGAGAAGGCAUGUCACCAUAUGGGGACAGGCGCAGGGAGUGCCGAAGCACAUGUUCUCUUCCCCUCCCCGAAGUCAUUGUUCAGGGCAGCGAUCCUGGACUCUUCAACUGGACCAUUCAAGACUGCGCCACCCGCCAGUACCUAUGACGAACCGGGCUUCCCGUAUGCAACCCUGGUCAACUUGACCGGGUGCCCCACCGGACCAGCAUCGUUCACCUGCCUACAGGACCUCCCAUUUGACACUCUCAACAACGUUUCAGUUGACUUGACUAAUGAAGUACUGAACGGCCAGCUGUGGGAACCUGCUGUGGGGCCUGCUGGUAGCUUCAUAACCGAGCGUCCAUCGCAGCGCAUCGCUAGCGGCAACUUCCUGCAUGUGCCCAUCCUUGCUGGAACCAACCUCAACGAAGGGACCCUGUUUGCCCAGUCCGUGCGCAACCUCAAUGUCACAGCCAGCGAGGAAGACGCCAGAUUCGACACGUUCAUCAAGCAGCUCCUCAUCGACCCUUCGACUGUCACCCAAGACGUCUUCGACACGAUCAACAACCUAUACCCCGCCAAUGACUCUAAUCUCGGGGGUCGGUUCAAUACCGGGGAUUCGCUGUUCGAUCGCGCGGAGGCGUGGCACACGGACAAUAUGUACUUGUCCUCGAGGCGGCUGCUGUUCAACAGAGCUGCACCGCUCCAGCCGCUCUUCGCCUACUUCUUCACGGAGUUCAUCCCUGGAAACGACCCAUCUCUGGGAGUAUUCCAUGGGUCGGAAUUGGAACUUCUCUUCGGACUGUUCCCGUCCGUCGAACAAGAGUUCGCCAACCAGAUGGCCGACUUCUAUAUCAACUUCAUCAAUGACUUGGAUCCAGGAGCUCCAUGGCCCCAAUUUACCCCGACGAACAAGGUCGUGCUCCAGCUCAUGCGAGACAAUAUCACCGCCAUACCCGAUGACUUCUUGAUCAACAAGACGACGUUCCUGGACUCGGCUCACGUACUGAGCGAGUUCCAAAAAUAG
Dichomitus squalens LYAD-421 SS1 is the source of this 1131-nucleotide messenger RNA. Its product is annotated as alpha/beta-hydrolase. The record is from RefSeq and is a predicted model, not a curated record. Lineage: Eukaryota; Fungi; Basidiomycota; Agaricomycetes; Polyporales; Polyporaceae. The coding region runs from base 1 to 1131 and encodes 376 amino acids. The transcript is spliced from 10 exons.